UUGAGUCGGUCGAACUGUUACAUCAGUAGCACUUGCAUUAGUCAUUCACUUGUACCGUGGAUAACAACUAUACUAGUGUUUCAAUAGUCCAAAGUGUCUAUUAAAUAUUGACCAUUGAAAAUGUGGAAAGUAUAAGUGUUCGUUAAAAUUUUCUAAGUGAUUUUUUUUCCCUUUACCAAAUUUUCACUGAAAUGAUCUACCAUGUGUCUCACCAUCUGCUCCUCGCGUUGAAGAUGAACAAUUUGGAGCUAGUCCGGCGUGCAGUGGAAGAAACUAAGAACAUAAAUGAGUUCAUUGACGUCACUUUGCCAUACACUCCGCUCCACCUGACAAUCUUGCUAAGAUCCAGCCUGGAGAUCACCGAAUACCUCAUAGACAAAGGUGCUGACAUCAACAGCCUUUGCGGGGAGAGCCCCUACCCAAAUGUAAUGUCCAAGUGCGCACCCUUGCACUUGGCGAUCAGCAAAAAUAAAAGAAUAGAGAUUGACUACGCCGAGCUUUUAAUUCGCCGCAGUGCAGACGUCAAUAUUGUUUGCUCAGGAGGUCAAUCUGCCCUGCACCUGGCAGUCAGGAGCAAGAACCUCCAAUUGGUGAACCUGGUCCUCAGAAAUAACGCGAAUGUAAACUUGAAUUCGGAGUAUGGUUCGCCCCUGAUGGUGUUUGCGGAAAAUUUCAUACUGGGGUUGGACAAUCUGGACAUCAUGAAGCUCCUGCUGGAAUUUGGCGCUGAUGCCAAUUGUUGAGCGCGAUACCGAGGACUUUUUGGCCAAUCAUUAUUUUGAAUUUAAGGAAAAAUAUAAAGAGACGAACGUUGAAGAGUCUGAGCCAGCUGGCGUGUGAUUAUGGAUAAAGAAGAGCAGUGGGGAGGAACUGUUCCCUUUCAAAAACACAUGGGGGAUUUUGAACCCAGCGUUAUUUUAACUACGGUAUUGAUUUAAUUAACGCCCGCGAGAGAUAGAUUUUGUUGUAAGACUUGAUAGAACUUACUUUUAAU
Messenger RNA from Cotesia glomerata, 994 nucleotides. RefSeq names its product putative ankyrin repeat protein RF_0381. NCBI's taxonomy places the organism in Eukaryota, Metazoa, Arthropoda, Insecta, Hymenoptera, Braconidae. The coding region runs from base 192 to 743 and encodes 183 amino acids. The transcript has 2 exons. Gene Ontology annotation, molecular function: protein binding. The record is from RefSeq and is a predicted model, not a curated record.